This is a messenger RNA of Cimex lectularius (bed bug), 1695 nucleotides long. Its product is annotated as gastrula zinc finger protein XlCGF17.1-like. Bases 446 to 1339 code for a protein of 297 amino acids. Gene Ontology annotation, biological process: regulation of transcription by RNA polymerase II. Lineage: Eukaryota; Metazoa; Arthropoda; Insecta; Hemiptera; Cimicidae. The transcript is spliced from 3 exons. Gene Ontology annotation, molecular function: RNA polymerase II transcription regulatory region sequence-specific DNA binding; DNA-binding transcription factor activity, RNA polymerase II-specific. Gene Ontology annotation, cellular component: nucleus. The record is from RefSeq and is a predicted model, not a curated record.
GAUGGGAUGGACCGAAUCUGGUGAUGUGGUUGUGGUGGUGCUCUCGACCCUUCACAAAACUACUUACAUAGUUUAACACAUUAAUUAUUUAAUUUGGCUUAGAAGCUUUUUUUUUUCCGGAGUAAAAAAAAGUUUCCUACAAUCCAAUCGAUUUUCAGUCGAAAAUUGGGUCGAAUCAUACCGAUUUAUGCUAUCGAAUCUCGACAGUCAACAAUCAACACAAAACCUGAAUUUUGUAAAUAAUGGUUUUUUAAUUAAUUAAAAUUAAUUUAAUCAUUUUAGAUGAACUCGCUCCGUGGUUUGUGCUGUUAUGGUUGGGAGUUUGACUUUUAUGCCGUGCAUUGGCAAAAAAUACCCAUUUGAUUUUGGCUACAGAUUCUUAAUAUAGAUCAAACCCUGCAGGAGAGAAAAGGUUCGCUGACAAGCUUUCCGUUGGUCACAGGUGAUGCCGAUGAGCUGUGAAGUGAUGUUGAACGAUAUAAAAAUCGAAAGAGAAUCAGAAGAGGACAUACAUGCGUAUUCUUGCGUCGAGUGUGAUUAUAUCUGUGAUGCCGAUAUAGAACUGAGAAACCACAUCGAGACGCAUAGAUUAAUAUUCACCUGCGGCUAUUGCGAGUAUAUCACGGAAUGUCAGGACGAGUUGAACGGGCACGUCGAAAAACACUCCUUUCGUAAAGGUUUCUCUUGCAGUCUGUGCCAGUACGGAUGCAAAAAGCAGCAGUCUUUAAAACGCCACAUGAAAAUCCAUGCCGAGAUUUCGUGCAGGUUUUGCGUUUAUAAGUGUUACGAGAGAAAAACGUUGAAGGAACAUUUGAAGACGCACAGGGGAGAGAAGUCGUUUUCGUGCGGCCUGUGCGAUUACAGGUGUGCGCAGCAGAACGACUUAAAACGUCACAUGUUCACGCAUACUGGAGAAAAGCCGUUUAAGUGCAGUCUGUGCGACCACAGGUGUGUGUUGCAGUACCAGCUCAAAGAGCACAUGUACACGCACACGGGCGGGAAGCCUCUUGCGUGCAGCCUCUGCGAUUACAGAUCCUCGAGACGGCACGACAUGCGUAAGCACGAGAGGAAGCACACGGGCGAGAAGCCGUACUUGUGCACGGUAUGCGACUUUAAGAGCUCGCAGCGUUCGAGCUUGAAGAUUCACAUGCUGAAGCACACCGGCGAGAAGCCGUUCUGCUGCUAUCUCUGCGACUACAGGUGCUCGAGGCAGCACAACCUCACUAAUCAUCUUGUUACGCACACUGAACGAAAACAGCUCUCCUGCAGUCUCUGCCCAUACAAGUGUCUCACAGAAAGAUACAUGAAGAAACAUAACGAAGAAGUUCACAACUCAUGAUCCAAUUUUAAAAAAAAUUACCACAUGCUUAUGCACAUUACGAUGCUUGGUAAACACCAUGGAGGUAUUAUGUAUGUUCUUCUGGUAUAGAUGACGAGGAACUUCUUCCAUUUGUUUUGCACCUGGUGAUUCAACUGGCAAUUUAGAGCUGAAUUUGUACUUCACUCAAGGACAUUUAAAAUAUGUCACAUAUUAUUGAAAUUAUUCCAUAAAGCAAAUAAUUUAUAAAUACAAUUAUGAACCAGUACAAAAUAGUUGUAUGUGUUUAGAAUACCUUAUGACAGUCUGGAUCGUAGUAUGUGAGAUAUUUUAUACAUAAUAUGUAUAUACAAUGUAAUAUAUUCUUUUUUAAUGUU